Messenger RNA from Drosophila novamexicana, 790 nucleotides. RefSeq names its product von Willebrand factor D and EGF domain-containing protein-like. The transcript is spliced from 2 exons. NCBI's taxonomy places the organism in Eukaryota, Metazoa, Arthropoda, Insecta, Diptera, Drosophilidae. The record is from RefSeq and is a predicted model, not a curated record. The coding region runs from base 48 to 761 and encodes 237 amino acids.
UUUCGGUGUAGUAAAAUCUAUAACAAAAAAUACCAGAUUAACUGAGAAUGUGGCUUUGUCUGAAAAACGUACUGCUCGCUGUGAUUCUAUGCACAGCGCUGGGCUUAUGUCGGGCAAAUGUUUGCAUCGAAAGUGCUUAUGAGAGCGACACCUCCGAUCUGGUCUACAAGUGCCGUAAAGGUUGCGUGGGAACUGUGCCCAACUGUCUGCCCGUCUGCGAUAAUGGUUGUCCAGCGAAUAGCAAUUGCACUUCACCCAAUGUCUGUGAAUGCAACACAGGGUAUAUUAUAAACGAAUCGAAUCCCGAUGCUGCGCCCAGCUUAAAGAGUUGUAAAUCCGCCUGCGAACCCGAUUGUCCUGCGCAUAGUCAUUGUGCUGGCUAUAACAAAUGUAUAUGCAAUGAGGGCUAUGUUGAAAAUGCAACCAAUCCGGAUGUUGUGCCCAGUUUGCAGAGCUGUAAGCCAACAUGCGUAACAGACUGUCCCAGUCACAGUUAUUGCGCCUCACCAAAUAUUUGCCAAUGCAAUAAGGGAUAUACGCCGGAUAAAAUUAAUAACAAUAUUGUGCCCAAUCUAAAGAGUUGUAAGGAACAGUCCGAAGAAAAUAUCACGGUUCUGCAGAUUGCCCUAUAUAUUCUUGUGAUAUGUUUUUUGGUAUUCGCCAUAAUAGUUGUCAUUUUAAUGCUUGUGAUUUGGAUAAAAACUAGAGAGGAUAAGUGGCGCACUUCAUUUACAUCGCAUUCAGAAUUUGAAACUAAGUAAAAGGUUUUUUUUAUCAACUUUUAAUCAAC